Molecule: messenger RNA, 1143 nt
Organism: Drosophila grimshawi
Lineage: Eukaryota; Metazoa; Arthropoda; Insecta; Diptera; Drosophilidae
Gene: SamDC
Product: S-adenosylmethionine decarboxylase proenzyme
Exons: 1
Coding region: 1-1056 (351 amino acids)
Biological process (GO): spermine biosynthetic process; spermidine biosynthetic process
Cellular component (GO): cytosol
Molecular function (GO): adenosylmethionine decarboxylase activity
Source: RefSeq, a predicted model, not a curated record
AUGGAUCAAAAUAAUUUCGACAUGCCGAACGUAGCUCACUUUUUUGAGGGCGUUGAAAAGCUAUUGGAAAUAUGUUUCGACGAGAGCUCGAGUCCCAACGGCGACUUACGCAAUAUAACCAGAGGUGAAUGGGAGAACCUGCUGUGCCACGUGAAAUGCGAAAUAAUUAGCUAUAUUAAGAACGAUUCAAUAGAUGCCUUCCUCUUAAGCGAGAGCAGCAUGUUCGUCUCGAAGCGUAGAUGGAUACUGAAGACCUGUGGGACAACAACGCCGCUGAAGUGCCUGGAACAAUUGCUCCAAUUGGCCAAACUAGAGGGAUAUCAUGUGAUAAGCGAUAUAUUCUACUCGAGAAAGAAUUUUACAAGACCCGAAAUCCAAAUGUCCCCGCAUGAGGGAUUCUUUGAGGAGGUUACCUAUUUAGAUACAAUAUUUCCCGAAGGCAGAUCAUAUUGCCUUGGCUCCAUUAAUCUAGAAUGUUGGUAUUUGUAUACAUUCAGUAAGCCCGAAUUAAAAGCACUGCCACAUCUAAUUGUCGAGGAGAAGAGCACGGAUGCCGAUCCAGAUCAAACAAUCGAGAUUCUUAUGCAAGAUCUCGAUAAAGACAUUAUGUCUGCCUUUACCAAGAGCAAAUUCACCACGGGCCGCGAGGUGACAGCGUACUCUGGCAUUGACAAAAUAUUGCCCGAAAUGCAUAUCGAUGACUUUCUGUUCGAUCCGUGUGGCUACUCGAUGAACGGGAUCCGUGAAAACGGUGAAUACAUGACCAUUCACAUCACACCCGAGGAGAAGUUCUCCUAUGUGAGCUUCGAGAGCAAUGUGGCGCUCAACAACUAUACGAAAUUGAUAUCUCAGGUGAUCAAGACGUUCAAGCCGGGCAAAUUUAUUGUCACCAUCUUUGCGAACAAGUCGUCGCUGGCGUACGAGACCAUGAAGGAACUGGAGAUCGAAUACUCAACACUCUCGAACUGGAGGCGUACCGAUAUGCAGUGCUGCAAUUUCCCAUCCUACAAUCUCUUAUUUGCCCAAUAUUCACGCGCGUUGGAAAAAGUUUUAUGAUCUACUACUGGUCGUCUCUGCAAUUCCAAAAUGUAUUGUGCAAUAAUAUCAAAAUUGAUUGUUAAUAAAUCAUCUGUUAAAACGUAA